AUGAGUUCCAACGACGUCAUCCCCAAUUCUCCCGCCGGGUGGAAGCAUUAUUCUGAAUCCCACUCACUACCAACCCUACCUCAAAGAACAAACCUUGUAGCCAAAGAUAGCAAAUAUGUACUCCGAGACAUAUAUGUCGAUGCACCAGCUGCUAUUGCCACAUCCACGUCUAGCUUCACCAAUAUCUAUGCAGAUGUAUUAGCAUUUCCUACGCCAAACACAACUAUCACAAUUCCACAAGAUGGUGUAGUCAAUCUUGUCUGCCGAACUGUGACGGCAAGCGGACCUCUUACUCUAACUCUCGAUCACGCUACCACCGACGAAUCGGUGUUUAUGAUAUAUGGAUCCACAUUCGACCAACCAAUAUCCUACAAACUCAAUUCAAGUACCACUCCUGCAAUCACACUUGACCUCUCUCCAUCAUCCGGCAAUCUUGGUGCACAAAUUGAUAUUAUUAACGGCGAAGCAACUCUCACUUACCUGGACCGCUAUGUAGACUUAUCCAUGUCUGAUGUUGAGUUCAAAAAUUGCCUUGUCACUCAACUCCGAAUUGCGUCUAUUCUCUUCUGGAUCCAACCUAGUCUUGCACUAGCGUUAACAUCCCACGUAGCUAGGGCGACUGAUUCUUCAGAGGCAGGCGCACUCCUUAAUCUACAAGCCCAUGCUCUGGGUCAGCAGAUUACUGCCUCAGUUCUAACAGGGCCAAACAUGAAUUAUGCGCCAGUCUUGACACUAAGCUUGUACAAACAAGUUCUAGAUGGUGCCAUCGCAACGACAUCUGCAUUCGAAACCCAAUACAAUCGAUUUUCAGACAAGGGAACUGCUAUUGCAGAUCAAAAAAUCGCAUGGAAAGCAAUGCUAGAUCAAACGGUUGAUUCCAUCGCUCUUCAACAAACCCUUGUUAAUAACGCAUUAGCAAGAUGGAAUAGUGCAACAGCGAUAUUGAAUAGUGCAGAGGCUACAUUGAGAGCUCACCAGAUACUACUUCAGAAGAGACAGUGGCAAUUUCAUGCCGGGAUCGAAGUAUGGAAGAUAAAGCAAACAAUUAACACAAUUGUCGAGGUUCUUCAAGUUGUGGUUGGAUUCGCAAUGGCGAUCGGUGAGCUGGCAAUCGGAGAUCCUGCCGGAGCAGCCGCCGCACCAGCUGCUGCAGCAUCAGCCGUAAAAGUUGCCACUAAAGCAGCAAAUGUAGAAAACUCAUUUCUUAAGCCACAGACCAUCAAAGCUAUCAAAAGUAGUACAGAAGCCGUCUUCAAGCUUUACCAAAGUACUAGUACAUCGGUGAAUGAUAUCCGGAUUAAAAUUGAUCGUGGGACAGACAACACAUCAAAAGUAGUUUUGAAUACCGCGGGAGGUGAUGUCUCUGGUGAUAAUCAGCCUAACGCAGAUCUUGCUGAAAUUUUGAGUCUGGCUGCCUGGGAUGACUGGAUGCUAGAGAGCGAUGCGCAGAUGGCUUAUGCGGUUGCGCAAAGUAUUGGAGGGGCGGGGGCGUACCAGUUGGAGCUGAGGCGACAUGCUAUCGAUGGGAAGCUUCUUGUUCAGGCAAGAGCGCAGGCUGUUAAGCUUGGCCAGGAAUACAUCCAGCUCCGGCUCCAAUUGCACGCAACACAAGCGAAUAAAUUACGUCUGCAGCAGCUAUAUGAUACUUACCAAGGAGAAGAAGAAGCGGCUCUCGAGGCCCAAGGCUAUUUCUACGAUCAAGUAUCAAUGCUUCGUAAUAGCAUCAUGGUUUAUAUGAGAGAUGCUGUAUGGGCAUACAAAUACUAUACUUUAAGUGAUAGUUCGAUUGCUUUGGAUCCCUUGAAAACUACGCUUCAGUAUCAGCAGGACUCCCAGAUGAUUUUGCAGGAAGUUACUUCGUGUAAGGAGAACUAUUCGAGUGAUUUUACACCUUUCAGCCUUGGUAUUCAAACUCUUGAGCUCCCACUCAGCUACCCCAACAGCGUUGUAACGGCUCUUCAGUCUGAUUCCCAUUCUGUCACCAUAACCUUCUCGCCUUCCGUCACUUCCACCUCCACUUCCACCUCCAUCACUCCAGCUAUAUCAAGUUCUAUUCUACCUCCUAUAACUGGGCCCUUCACCAGCGGAUCGCGCUUCCGUGUUUUCGGCAUGCGAGCUUUUCUCCUCGGCGCCAAACCCCUUCCUUCAUCCUUCUCCUCAGUUACCUCAAAAGCCCCCAUCCUCCUUACAAUAUCCACCUCGGGAAUUUACAACGAUGUAAAAGACAACGUCGUAUACGGAUAUACGAUGAAACCGUUAGAGCGAACAUUUAAGUACAUGGUGGCGAAAGAUGGAACAGUGCAAUUACCGUACACUUUUGAUAGCAUUAUUCAUAGUGCGGAUUAUGUGGAUCCGACUGCAUUUGCACAGUGGACCGUGAAGAUUGAGAAUGCAAAUAGUUUGGAUCUGAGUGGUUUGACGGGUUUGGAGUUGUACUGGGAAGGAAAUGCGAGAUUGAAUCAUGGGGGUGGGAAUGCUUGA
Sclerotinia sclerotiorum 1980 UF-70 is the source of this 2481-nucleotide messenger RNA. RefSeq lists its product as hypothetical. The record is from RefSeq and is a predicted model, not a curated record. The coding region runs from base 1 to 2481 and encodes 826 amino acids. NCBI's taxonomy places the organism in Eukaryota, Fungi, Ascomycota, Leotiomycetes, Helotiales, Sclerotiniaceae. The transcript is spliced from 6 exons.